Rhea pennata is the source of this 1632-nucleotide messenger RNA. RefSeq names its product E3 ubiquitin-protein ligase TRIM7-like. The coding region runs from base 10 to 1449 and encodes 479 amino acids. Gene Ontology annotation, biological process: protein ubiquitination. Gene Ontology annotation, cellular component: cytoplasm. Lineage: Eukaryota; Metazoa; Chordata; Aves; Rheiformes; Rheidae. Gene Ontology annotation, molecular function: ubiquitin protein ligase activity; zinc ion binding; protein binding. The record is from RefSeq and is a predicted model, not a curated record. The transcript has 7 exons.
GGCGGCGCCAUGUUGCGGCCGGAGGAGGCGGCGGCGCUGGCGGCGCUGAGCGAGCGGCUGGAGGCCGAGGCCGCCUGCGCCGUGUGCCUGGAGCCGGCGGCCGAGCCGCUGCUCACGCCCUGCGGCCACGGCUUCUGCGCCGCCUGCGUGGCCGCCCUGCCGCGCGCCGCGCCCGCCGCCGCCGCCGCCUGCCCGCAGUGCCGCGGCCCGCUGCCGCCGGGCUCCUGCCGCCCCAACCGCCCGCUGCGCGACGUGGCCGAGGCGGCGGCCGAGGUGGCGCGGCUGGCGGCCGCCGCCGCCCGCCGCCCGCGCUGCGCCGCGCACGGCGAGCCGCCGCGGCUCUUCUGCGAGCGCUGCCGCCGCCCGCUCUGCGCGCUCUGCCACCAGGAGCCCGCGCACCGCGGCCACCCGGCCCUGCCCGCCGAGCAGGCCGCCCCGCGCCUCCGGGAGAUGCUUCAGAGCGAUUUGGUUUUCUUCCAAAAAGAGAAAGAAGAAUUUAAGCCAGAAGGAGAAAAGAAAAGCGAAGAGCUGAUGGGGACGGUGGCAUCGGAGAAGGAGAAGCUGCAGGCUGGAUUCCGGGAGCUGCAGCAGUUCCUGCGGGAGCAGGAGAGCGUUCUGCUGGCCCAGCUCGACGAGCUGCAUGGCGCGCUCGCAGCGAGGCGCAGCGAAUAUGUCAGCAGCGUUGCUGCGAGGAGGUUGUUGCUGGACACGCUGGUCGUGGAGAUAGAGAAGAAACGUGACCAGCCGGAUAUCGAGUUCCUUAUGGAUAUCGACAGCACCCUGAACAGCUGUGAGGCGGCGAAAGCCCCAAUCCCGGAGCUGGUUUCCUCGGAGCUGCAGAGGAGAGUUUGCAGCUUCUUCGAGACGGGCAAGCUGGUCAUGAAUGCCAUGGCUGAAUUCAAAGCGGAUCUGCUGAACAAGAUGGAUAGAGAAAGAGUGAAGGUGACCCUGGACCCAGAGACGGCAAGCCCUUACCUGAUCCUGUCGAAGGAUGGCAAAACCCUGCGUCUGGGGGAAGGACAGCAAAACCUCCCUGACACCCCCAAGAGAUUCACAGGCAGCCCCAGCGUCCUGGGCUCCCAGGGCUUCACGGCAGGGAGGCAUUACUGGGAGCUGGAGGUGGGGGACGGGGACAGUUGGGCCGUGGGGGUGGCCGUGGAGUCCGUGCGGAGGAAGGACUCGCUCAUCCUCGCCAUGGGAGGGAUCUGGGCCCUGCGGCUGGGCUGGGAUCGCCAGUACACGGCGCUGACCAUGCCCCCCACCCCGCUGGUCCUGGAGGAAGAGCCCCGGCGGAUCAGGGUCCACCUGGACUACGAAGCUGGUGAAGUGACCUUCUACAAUGUUGAAAACAUGACACAGAUCUUCCAGUUCAAGGCCUCCUUCACUGAGAAGGUCUUUCCGUACUUUUGGCUCUGGUCAGCAGGAUCCUAUAUCCAGCUGUGUGCCUGAGGGGGUUGGACGCCUCCUGGUCCCCUCCCUACCUGUUUGCUUAGCUGAGCAUGAGGGGUGCGUGGCGAUGAUGGAGCAUUGCAAUGUAAACUCCCCGCACGUUUGCUUGGGCUGGCUUACGUCCACACGCUGCUGCUACUGCCCCUGCUAAUCUGUCGGAGCAUUAAAGAUGUAUUUGGCCUA